CUCCUCCGGUUUUCAACGUCUCCGACCAGCAGCACUUUGACUAUUACCUGUAUCAUUUUCUUUUUUUCUUUUUUUUUUGUAAUCAAAUGGGGGGAGCGGACUGCGCCAGUGGGACAUCGACGCCUUGAGGAGCCGUCAUGUGCUCCCAGUGACAGCGGCCGUGCACAGCGAGAAGGAAACAACACACGCUGACAAACAUGAGCGGCGGUGAAAUCAUCUUCCAGGGCUGGCUGAGGAAGUCCCCACCGGAGAAAAAGCUCAGAAGAUAUGCUUGGAAGAAACGCUGGUUCAUACUCCGCAGCGGCCGCAUGAGCGGUGACCCCGAUGUCCUCGAGUACUACAAGAACGACCACUCCAAGAAGCCCAUCCGGGUCAUCGACCUGCACUGCUGCGAGCAGGUGGAUGCCGGCCUGACCUUCAAAAGGAAGGAGUUCCAGGACAGCUUUGUGUUUGACAUCAAGACCUCGGACCGCACUUUUUAUCUCGUAGCCGAGACCGAAGAGGAGAUGAACAAGUGGGUCCGCGCCAUCUGCCAGCUGUGUGGGUUCAACCAGUCGGACGACAACCACGAUGGCAGGUUACACCAUAUGCCCCGUUCUGUCGGAGCAGAUGUCACCGGCUCAAUGGCUCCGCUGACCGGAGAACGCAAGUCCUCGGCCCCCAUCCACUCCAGCCAGCCUGUCCUCUUCACCUUUGAUGUGCCUGUCCGCCACACACACCACAGCUCGCUGCCCAACAGUGCACCCCAGGACUACCUCCUCCUCCACCAGUGCAUGAGCAGGAAGACGGAGAGUGCACGGAGUGCCAGUUUCUCCCAGGCCACGCGAAGAAAUCUGUUCGCGGGGAGCGACUCCGCGGUGCAGAAACUCUCCCACGGCUUUUCCCACUGUCUCAACGGCAUGGGUGCCCAGUUGCACGGCUUCUACAGCCUGCCCAAACCAGGAAAACACCAGUUACCGGGGCUCGACGAUUCCCCGCCGGAGGCCUGCUACAUGCUCCCGCGCGGUUACAGCUCCGAGGCGUCGGCACACGGCGCUCUAGGCGACCCGGAUGUGGAGAACGAGGAGGUCUACACGUUCAACACGCCCUGCAACGCCCUCGCCACCGCGCACAGCAACGAGCGAGCGACUGACAAUUACGACCUUCCCACGCCGCCUGGCUCCUUCUACCAGAUCCCCCGGACGUUCGACAAGAACCACAAUGCCGUGACGUCCUCCAACUCGGAGUCUUCCAGUGGUCCUCCUCCCAGGCCCCCUAAACCCAGCCAGGGUUCAGAGGGGCAGUGGGGGAGUCCCCAGUCGUUAGGGAGCCAGAACGGAGAUGUGGAGCCUGCCGUGUCGGUUAUCCCACGCAGGAAUACUCUCCCCGCUGUGGAGAACAUCCGCCUGCACAGAGGCUCCUCCUUUGAAACCAACAGCCAUCACCGUCCCAUCCAUUUCAACAACUCGGGCCAGUCUGUGGAGUCUGUCAAUGAUGGGUUCAGCUCCUACCUGAGAACUAAAGCGCCGCUGACUCGCUCAGACAGCGGCAACUCGGAUGACAACUAUGUGCCCAUGAAUCCUGGCUCCUCGCCACUCAGCGCUGCCCAGGCUGACAGCCCUAAAAAUAUCUACAUCCCGAUGAGCCCCGGGCCACAUCACUUUGAUUUCCCAGGAUUCUCUGCAACAUUACCUGCCCGUAAGGGGAGCAGCGCCUCCCUGUGUCACCGGCCCAGCCGCCUCAGUGAUGUCACGCCACCACCCAUCAACCGCAACCUCAAACCAAACAGAAAAUCAAAGCCAACACCUCUGGAUCUGAAGCACAAUGGGAUCAUUGAUGAGCUGCCAUUUAAGAGCCCAGUCACAAUGUCCUGGACACGGCCCAUGCCUGCUAUGAACUCCAUGUCUUCCCAGCAUUGUCGACCCAUCUCCACACAAAGCAUCACCAGCACAGACUCUGCAGACAGCGAGGAGAAUUACGUGGCAAUGCAGAACCCAGCGUCUACCUCCCCGGCCGUGAGCGGCACCAGCAGCCCGGCCCCUAGGAAGUGUGGCAACGUGGACUACCUAGCGCUGGACUUCCAGCCUGGGUCACCCAGUCCACACAGAAAACCGUCUACAUCCUCUGUGACCUCUGACGAGAAGGUGGACUAUGUGCAAGUUGACAAGGAGAAGACCCAGGCACUGCAAAGCACCAUGCAAGAGUGGACCGAUGUACGGCAGUCUACUGAACCUGCCAAGGGGGUCAAGUCCUGACACCAACCUGUGCAAAACAAUGACCUCAAGUCCAACCAAGCUGAACUCGAGCAUCUCUAGUGUCUAUCAUCGCUAUGAAUACUGGUUGGCCUUGAUUGAGAUUGAGUGAUUUGGACCAAAAAAAAGCCAUAACCUAUCCCACGCCUGUUCUCUGUGAUGAUUUUUACUGCAAUGCACUGCUAACACGCAGAAUAUCAGGCCAUAUACAGGUGAAGCGUCCUGCCAAAGCCCCUCAUGCAGACUGUUAUAGCAGUCCGUGGACAAUUGAUAAUGUGUACGGAAAAUAUCAUCCUCAGCUGCCCCCCCCCCCCCCCCCUGCCCCCUCUGCAGCAGUCAAACAUUUACCCAUCGGCUGCCAUUUAAAGGGGCAGCGGAGGCUAACUGGUCGAUAACCAUAUUAAUAUAAUGUAAGAGUACGCUCACUGGUCUCAGGAUUGACAAGAUGCACUCCAAUUUUGGCAUGCAGGCAGACUCUUUUUUUUUUUUUUCUCACUUCAAUCUAUCAUUUGUGCUGAGCCUUGCAGAAGAAGUGAGGAGAUUAUUUUCACUGCCGGCAAUCAUUUCAGCUUAGCAGCGCAUGUCUGUUAAGAGGAGGGGGGGAAAUACAGCCUUACAACUACGGAAAGGCUUGUGUCAGAAGCCCUAACGAUGACUGCAGAUGGCUGAUGCCUCGGUUUUAAUUAAGUAUGAGUGCAAACCAUAUUUAAAAGCUGUCGGGCUGGAUGGCAGGCCAAUUAUUUCAGUGCCGGUACAAAGUCAGGAGCGUCUAAAUGUUCAGAAAGAAGAGCGCAAGACCGACAAAAAGGAGAUGAUGAAGAAGAAGAAGAAGAAGAAAGAGCAUCUUGUAUCUGUGUUGGUUUAACUUUUGUGGGCCAUUUACUUCAGCCAGUCUUCUAAUACAUUUCAUUAAAAAUUAUUGAGUUGGAGGACGUAAAAAACAGAACAGGAGGUGUCCUUUCCAAGGAGUUCAGAUAACCCCUCCCUCAUCUUUCUCUCCCUACAGAUAAAUAAAGGAAAACCAUGAAUACAAGCUAAGGAGAAAACCAUAAUUACGUUUUCCUGAUGUACGCCUUUGGUCUUUGAUACACUACAGCUAUCUGUCACCGGAGAGUCAUGUGUUUUCUGUGCAUAAAUUAUUAAUAGAAUGACAUAUUUGCAGCACAACUGUUUGUUGCACUUGUCUGAGACAAAAUGUGCACUACAGUAAUGUGUCAAUGUGCUUUUCUUGCAAAGGCAUCAUGCCACAAUGAAGAUUUGCCAGUGAUCCUAGUCACUUAACAAUAGUUUAGGAAAGAAUGUUUUUCUUAAUUUCCUAAACUCUUUUAUUUGUUUCAUUUGCCUUACGUUGUUAUUUAAAUUUUGCCUUGAUAAAUUCAAUUAAUUCACAAUAUUGUUCAAGUGAGAGCCAUAUUGUAUUUCGGACAGCUGAAUGAACAGUUUCUAGUCAAAGUCCAGUAUUCCAUUGUGGGCUGGAACCACUAAAGGGUGAAUAACUAUUUGACCUUUCUAUGAAUUGUGUGGCCAUGCAGUGAAAUGGUAUUAUAGAUUAUUUCAUUAAGAUUUACUUCUUAAUGUUUUUCUACCAUUUUUACUGCUUUUUGUAUUCUUUUUAUCAUUAUUUUUUACUGAAAUGUGUAGGCAGGUGAUAUUCAUGAGGAUGGGGUGAGGCUAAAUUAAGCUAAGUUUGUUACAGCCUGUAUUCUAUUCUUUUUAUAUAUAUUUUUUUUUAUUCCCAAAAUUGAAUUUUUAUGAUCUAUACAUGAAAUGAGGAGGCUGGCAGCUGGAGUUGCGCUGGCAAAGCCCUUUUUUGGGGCGAACUGUGAUUCACAAAGAGUGAGAGGCGAAAGAGAAUAGUGAAGAAAAACCUGUCCGCCUCUGAAGUGAAAUGGAUGUGUAAUUUAUUAUCUAGAUACCCGUUGUAAGCAGGAGAGCUGUGUACGUGUCGUGGUAGAUUGUAAGUGGUAGUUUGUUAAAUGACAGCCUGACUUGGGUGGGAUUGAAGAGACUGCUCUGAUCUCCUGUCAGACUGUCACUGGGUUGACGUACUGUACUACUAGUGAUCAUUUCGUAACCACUGUUAUUGCUACUACUGUAAACCAUUUGCUGAUUGCUUGUGUGUUAAUUUAUUAAUUUAUUGUGCAUUUUGCAGUUGGUAAUUGUAAAAAGGAACGAAAACAACAACUAUCAGACAAGGAAAACCUUCUCUUUACUAACAUCGAUGUAUGCAAACUGUUGAUUUUGUGAAGCAAUAUGACAGACGAUGCCAGUGCGAUGGCAAUGUGGUACAGUUCAUUGUUAAGGUUCCUCUUUAAAUAAAACACAAAAAACUAUUUGUUAGAGCAACGAUGCCAUUAUUCAUCCCUUUUCUGCACAUUCUAAAUUGGUGCUGUAAUGCGCACAAGUUGAAGUCUGCUGCCCCCUGUUGUGCCGUACAGCAGCUGCACCCAUUGACAUUGCUAAAGAUACAUAAGAUGAGUAAUGUGAUACAUGCACAAGAGGUUUCAGUCAGGAUUUAUGCCUGUACAUAGAGGUGUUUUCUUACCAGACAUUUUCAAAUAUGCAAAGCCCCCCCCCCACACACACACACACAUCAUUUCUCCAAGACAUGUGACCAAGUUAAAAAAAUAUGCAUUUAAUGUAUUAUUUCUUGUUUAUAGUAAAACAGUAGAAUGGGUUUCUCCUGGAUCUGUUAAACUGGUGUGCUUGUUGAGUGGAUGUUAUUGUACUUCAUGAUGUGACAUAUUUUCCUGUAAUGGCUGAUGACUAAAAUGUUGUUGACCCAUUAAUACAAUAAAAUUGACUAAUCGGCUAAAAAUGUCCAUGUCAAGUCCCCAAUGACAGAUUGACCAAGUGACUAAGAGAGGGAAAAGCUGAAAAAUAAAUUGUGUAAUGACAUUUUUUUUCUUUCCCAUGAAUAUCUUAUUCUCACCAGUGUGUCUACCUGAUAAAUAAAAUACCCUGCUACAACGA
Messenger RNA from Pungitius pungitius (ninespine stickleback), 5204 nucleotides. It is a transcript of the gene gab2, whose product is annotated as GRB2-associated binding protein 2. Gene Ontology annotation, molecular function: transmembrane receptor protein tyrosine kinase adaptor activity. Lineage: Eukaryota; Metazoa; Chordata; Actinopteri; Perciformes; Gasterosteidae. Gene Ontology annotation, biological process: signal transduction. The transcript is spliced from 10 exons. Gene Ontology annotation, cellular component: cytoplasm. The record is from RefSeq and is a predicted model, not a curated record. The coding region runs from base 198 to 2234 and encodes 678 amino acids.